UAAAAUCAUACAUUGAAAAAGUAAAAAAUUUAUCUUUUUAAAACAAAAUUUUUUUCCAGAACAUACAUUUUUUAGGAACGGAGGGAAUAAGAUCUAAGAAAAAGGAAUACAAAUAUGCACGCACAGAAUGCAUAAGGUAUGCCGUAUGCGUCCAUUGCACUUGAGUCUUCUUCAGAACCGGGUCAGAGCACACCCGCCCCAGAAACUUUAUAAGGUAUUUCUGCCACGGACUAUGCACGUGAUUUUUUUUCCAGCAAAUACGAUGAAAUUUAGGCAUUUCGUAAUUCAUUUCGGUUUUGUUUGAAAUUUUUUUCCAGUUUUCAGAUAUUUAGGGUGGAGAUUUAUUUAAAAAAAACUGCAAAAGUAUUUUAAUUUUUUUUCUGGUUUGAUUUAAUUUUGUUGAAAAAAAAAGUUUGAAUUAAUUUUUUCAGUUUAUCCCUUAGCUUUUUUCCUUUUUCUAUUUCUUUUUGUCGAUUCUUCGUAUGCUUAAAUAAGUUUUUGAUUGGUGGAAUGCUAUUCUACAAAAUACUCUGUUCAAUGGUAUCUGAUUUACAUAAAAAAUAUCAAAUACAUCAUUUAUUCUAUUGGAAAAGAUCAAAUACAUACAUUUUUUUUUCUCUUGUGUCAUUUGGAAUAUUAUGCUGAGACUGUCGAUUAAGACAUAACCAAUGUCGAGUUGGUCCACUGUUAGUAUGAACUGUUUAUAAUGUUUAGGUUCCGGAUAAAAAUUGAGGUAUACCUUUUUUCAUGGAAUGAUAUUUUUGUUUGAUUGUCUGCUGCAUACCCGAAUAAAAUGAGAAAAUUGGCAAUAUUACAUGGGUGAUAGGCUACUACUACAUACAAAAUAUGGGAGGAGAGAAACAAGCAUCUUUAUGAUUAGGGUUGGGCAUUUUACCCGUUACCCGAAUUUGAAUCCAAACCCAAGCCGAAAUCCGAACCGAAAUAGCAAAAUACUUAAACGGAUAAUGAGUAAAAGAGAUUUGAUAUCCGGAUCCAAACGAGUAAUAUAUAUCCUAAAAUAAUCAAAGAUAUGUAUAGUUAACCCUAUAUUUCUAAUUUACGUAUUUUAUUUUAUUCAAAAUAUCUAUAUUGAUGAUAUACAUAGCUCAAAAUCAUAUACUAUACAUAGUUGCGAAUAAAGUGAUUUUGUAUUCAUUUAAAAUGCAUUUCAAGCGUAUUAUUUUAUGCAAAAAAAAACAUCUAAAUUCUCAAAAGAACAACUAAAUUAGUGUUUUUCUAUUGCAAAAUUUUUGUUUUCGAACCUAUUAAUCGUUCAACCUAUUAAAUUUUAAAAUAAAUCAAUUAAACUAGCUGUAAAAUUUUAAGUAAAAGAAACUUGAGUAAUAGAAAAACUUUGAAAAUAAUUUGAUUUUUUUUAUUUUUGAGACUAUAUUUUGGAAAUUUCAUUUAAAAAAUCGUUUAUAUAGUACUUGUUUAUUUCAUAUUAAAUAUUACUAAAAUAUUUAUGUAUUUAGAUAUUUAUUUGAUUUUUUGCUAUUUGGUUUGGUUUGAAUAUUUCAAAUAUAAAGAAAUAUGAAUCACUCGAAUAUUAAUAUUUUUGUGGUUCCACUCAGUUUUUUUUUUGUUUCCUUUAGUUCUUCGUUUUGGUUAAAACGCCCCUACCUACCACGUAUUAGUUUUUUUUUAUCUUGCAAGCUAAUGACACGUCCUCUUGAAGUUUGAUAACUGUUUCUUUGUGUCUAAUGUCGUUCAAUGAGGCCCUAAGGUAUCAUCAUCCGCGUUGGUCUCUCACCUCACCCAUGCAUUGAUGGGUCACUGUCGCGCAAACAACCAAACUACUACCACCAUCCGUGGAAAUAUCUUCCGUUUUUCUUAUUUAAACUACAGAAAAAAGAUAAAAUAUGCAAAUAAGAGGAUCGAAGUUGAGCAAAAAAAAAAGAAGAAGAUCAAAGAUCGAAUAACUCUGAAAGAUGACGUUUACCAAAAAGAAAAAAACUCUGAAAGAUGACUGCAUCAAAGGAUUGUCGAGGAGCACUUUAGCUUCUCUCAAUCUACUCCUGUUGGGCAGGUAAUAGAAUAUAUUACGUAUUUGAACUAACUGUGGCCAUAUUAAUAUCUAAUGAUGUGCAAAGCUUCACAACUCCUGGUGGACAGGUAAAAUAAUAUGUUACGAAUUUGAAAUAACUGUGACCAUGUUAAUAUCUAAUGAUGUGCAAAGCUUUUAUAACAGUUUGUAGAAUAUUCUCUUGUAUAUUUUUGAAUACCUAGUAUUUAGAUCUUCUGUUGUAAAGAUAUAUCUUGUAGAUCACGUCACAACUUGUGUGUAACUACUCAGCCUUUAUAAGGCAUCAUAAGAUAAUGAAAUCCCUCAGGGAAUUUUACCAACUUUCAAAUACCUCUAUUUAUCUCCCUCUCUCUCAGAGUUAAAACCCUAAAUCUCUGUCUUAGUGUUCUCCACCCUAGAACAGAAAAUGUCUUUGUUUUGUCGAGUUUCAGUGGCCAGUACUCUUCCUUUCCGCGCGGCAAGUUCUCCGCCGGCGAGUCUCCAAACUGGUACCCAGAGAGUGACUUUUGGUGGUAGCCAUCAGUGCAGCCGCCUGAUUUCAUUCUCGAGCAUUUCGGCGGUAAGGGCUAUCACCCCCUCCUCGAAUCUGCUUAGCCUCCUCGAAUCUGAGAUCGAAAGCUCCGUUGUUGACGAAGACGCUCCUGACAAUGAGGAGUUGCCGGAAUGGUUUACUUUCCAAAUUAUUGAUCUUCCAACUGAACGAAUUGUGCGACUGAUUAGGAAGUUUGAUGAUGAAACCAUUAUUGUCUAUAUUGACCCUUCUGCGCAUCUGUUUGAUGAACAACCAAAGCUUCCUCAAGAUGAUGAAGAACUACUAGCUGGGAUUCCCAUGGUUGUCGAUGUGUCGAAAGAUGAUGAUGGUCUCUGUCUCGAGUUUGGAGUCAACGCUUUCGCCGAUGAGAUUGUCAUUGACAGUUUAGUUGUCCAACAACCCCAUGAACCUAAGUAUCCUUACCAAGGACCUGACUUUGAUGACUUGGAUGAGAAUUUGCAGAGGGCUGUCCACAAGUUUUUGGAGAUCAGAGGGAUCAAUCUCACCCUUACUAACUUUUGGGCAGAUUAUAUGGUCAACAAAGACAAGAGAUCGCAUCUUCAAUGGCUCAAGGAUGUGAAGUCUUUUGUUUUGACAUCUGAAAACUCUCAAUAAGAGUGAAACUUCUAGGUGAGUUUUAUGAACUUGUUAUCACCAUUAUCAAUAAUUGUAAGGAGUUGCUACAUUUGAUUUAAUUUGGUAGUUAUUAUUCAGAACU
Brassica napus (rape) is the source of this 3276-nucleotide messenger RNA. RefSeq lists its product as uncharacterized. The record is from RefSeq and is a predicted model, not a curated record. The transcript is spliced from 3 exons. Gene Ontology annotation, cellular component: mitochondrial matrix. NCBI's taxonomy places the organism in Eukaryota, Viridiplantae, Streptophyta, Magnoliopsida, Brassicales, Brassicaceae. Bases 2433 to 3173 code for a protein of 246 amino acids.